Molecule: messenger RNA, 1284 nt
Organism: Homarus americanus (American lobster)
Lineage: Eukaryota; Metazoa; Arthropoda; Malacostraca; Decapoda; Nephropidae
Product: protein GUCD1-like
Exons: 4
Coding region: 119-817 (232 amino acids)
Source: RefSeq, a predicted model, not a curated record
AAAUACGGUGAUUAUAUUCUCAGUAAGCGGUGUUAUAUAUCGUACGAUUUAACAAGCGACUGAUACUGUUAACGAGGAGACGACUGAAAGGGAAAGUUUGACAGGUGUGGUGGUGAAAAUGGGUGGGGCGAGACACAUGGAGCAGGUGUUGCUGAAUAUUGACCAUGUUCAGCAGAGACAUACCUGGGAUUGUGGUCUGGCGUGCAUCAUGAUGGUUUUGCCACCACAGAGUCGCACUAGAUUCUCAGUGAGACUUUACCAAAUAUGCCAAGAGGAAGGAUUUGACAAAAGUACCUGGAGCAUUGACCUGGCAUACUUGCUGCAGAAAUUUGGGAUCAAACACCGAUACAUGACAGUCACUUUAGGAGUUGACCCGGGAUUCUCAGCUGAAAGUUUCUACGAUCAUGUACUCAGUAAAGAUGCCCAGAGAGUUUUGGUUCGCUUCCAAGAAGCUAGCAGUCAGGGAGUGGUUGUGGAACAAGGAGCUGCCACACUGAUGGACAUCGUAUCCCACCUUCGUGAGGAGGGCCCAGUCAUCCUCCUCACUAAUGCACACCUACUUAUUUGCACGAGGUGUGCGAGGGCUAUGCCACAUCUUCGUUCCUGCCUGCCAUGUUCACCGCCUUAUCAGGGACAUUACAUUCUUCUUAUUGGUUUUGAUAUGAGAAAGACCCAUUUCUAUUACAGAAACCCAUCUUUUAAAAAUCGCAUUUGUUGCAUAUCUUUUAGUAAGUUGGAUGAGGCUAGACAGAGUUAUGGUACUGAUGAAGAUGUUAUUUUUAUUUACAAUACCUCAAAACAUCAGAGCUCUACAUAAAAUUAGGUAAAAAUAGGUUUAGUUUUUAUUAUGAAAUUUAUAUAAAUCAAAACAUAUACUUUAUAGAUUUAAAGAGAUGAGAUGUAUCAUGUUUUGGUGGUAUACACGAACUACAUGGGUAUAAUACAAAAGGAAUUAUGUAGCAACUCUCUUACCUGUGACUCCUCUCUCCUCUGGAACUUGAGAGAUGAUUGUGUGUAGAUUUUCCUACAUUUUAAAUUGUUACAUAUGAAGUAUUAUACUGUUUGAAAAGUACAUGAAUGAAGAAAGUGCCAUUGGUUUGCACCUGACUGAUUGCUCCCACUAAUAUGAAUACAAUAUGUUGAAACAAAAUUGAAGACAUUUUAUGUACAGUGAACCCUCGCUUUACGCGGUCAAUUGAACCCACGGAGGCCUGUGUAAAGCAAGAAAUGCGUAAAGUGAACAACAUAACAUUUGGGAUUAAUUGAAAUAGAGACCGGGCCGAC